Messenger RNA from Meriones unguiculatus (Mongolian gerbil), 3688 nucleotides. RefSeq names its product L-2-hydroxyglutarate dehydrogenase (gene L2hgdh). The coding region runs from base 84 to 1475 and encodes 463 amino acids. Gene Ontology annotation, molecular function: (S)-2-hydroxy-acid oxidase activity; (S)-2-hydroxyglutarate dehydrogenase activity. The record is from RefSeq and is a predicted model, not a curated record. The transcript is spliced from 10 exons. Lineage: Eukaryota; Metazoa; Chordata; Mammalia; Rodentia; Muridae.
GGAGAGCCGCCCGUUUCCCCGCCCCCCGUAGGGUCUUUCGGGCUGUAGCUUCUCAGGUUGGAGAAAGAGAGGUGGCGCAGGCCAUGUGGUCCACCCUGCGCUACCUGGGCGGCGCCUGCGGGCCGGCCCGGUGCCGCUUGGCUGGGGACAUCCUCCGGGCAAGCGGGCCGACGUCCCGGGGGCCUAGGCUGCUGUGCGGCGGUAGUCGCAGCUCCAGCACCAGCUCAUUUGACCUUGUCAUUGUCGGCGGCGGAAUUGUGGGCCUUGCCUCUGCCAGAACCCUCAUCCUGAAACAUCCCGGACUUUCAAUUGGUGUGGUGGAAAAGGAGAAGGAUUUAGCUCUUCACCAGACUGGACGGAACAGUGGUGUCAUACAUAGUGGGAUUUAUUAUAAACCCGAAUCUCUGAAAGCAAGAUUGUGCGUAGAAGGAUCAGCCCUCAUCUAUGAGUACUGUAACCUCAAGGGAAUUCCUUACAAGCAAUGUGGCAAGCUUAUAGUGGCUGUUGAACAAGAAGAAAUUCCCAGACUUCAGGCCCUGUAUGAGAGAGGCCUGCAGAAUGGAGUCCAAGGCUUGAGACUGAUCCAGCAGGAGGAUAUAAAAAAGAAGGAACCAUAUUGCAGGGGUCUAAUGGCUAUUGAUUGCCCAUAUACUGGCAUUGUGAACUACCAGCAGGUAGCUUUGUCAUUUGCCCAGGAUUUCCAAGAGGCAGGUGGCUCUAUCUUGAAAGAUUUUGAGGUAAAAGAUAUUGAAAUAGUUAAAGAAAGUCCUUCAAGAAGUAAGGAUGGGAUGAAAUAUCCAGUUGCUGUCACGAACACUAAGGGAGAGGAAAUUCAGUGUCGCUAUGUUGUGACAUGUGCUGGACUUUACUCAGACCGUAUUUCAGAGUUAAGCGGCUGUGACCCUGACCCGCAGAUUGUCCCAUUCCGGGGAGAUUACCUGCUCUUAAAGCCUGAGAAGAGCUACCUUGUGAAAGGAAAUAUUUAUCCGGUCCCAGACAGCCGUGUGCCCUUCCUAGGAGUUCACUUUACACCAAGGUUGGAUGGCAGUAUUUGGCUAGGGCCUAAUGCAGUACUUGCCUUUAAGCGAGAAGGCUACAGACCCUUCGACUUCAGUGCCAGAGACACUAUGGAAACAAUCCUCAAGAGUGGUUUCAUUAAACUGGUAUUCCAGAAUUUCUCUUAUGGAGCUAAUGAAAUGUACAAAGCCUGUUUCCUCAGUGAAACAGUGAAGCAUCUUCAAAAGUUCAUUCCUGAAAUUACCGUCAGUGAUGUACUUCGAGGCCCUGCUGGAGUAAGAGCCCAGGCCCUGGACAGAGAUGGAAAUCUGGUAGAUGAUUUCGUGUUUGAUGGAGGAUCUGGGGAAAUUGGAGAUCAUGUUCUUCAUGUGAGAAAUGCGCCUUCUCCAGCGGCCACUUCUUCCCUGGCAAUUUCUAGACUGAUCGCAGACGAAGUGCAGCAAAGAUUUAAGUUGUGAACAAGGAUGGGAGCUGUGUUUGUCUUGUUUUCCCAACAUCAGCCACAAGGGUCCACCAGCUGCGUUUCGAAAUUAUGAUGUAAGAAGAUGGUAGCCCAGGGCAGUUCAGAGUCCAAUUGGGUUACAUAGUAAUGUGAAGAGGGACUGCCUCUGACAUAAUCUGAUUGGCCUGCUCUUUGAUCACCUCCCUCUGGGGUGGGGGGGAGCAGCCUUACCAGGCCACAGUAGAGGACAAUACAGCCACUUUUGAUGUGAACUGACAGACUAAGAUCAGAAAGGAGAGGAGAACCUCCCCUAUUAGUGGACUUGGGGAGUGGCAUGCAAGCAGAGGGAGGAGGGAGGGUGGGAUUGGGAUGGGAGGAGGGAGGGGCUUAUGGGGGGAUGCAGAAUGAAUAAAGUGUAAUUGAUGAAAAAUUUAAGAAAACAAAAAAAAAACCAUACUAUCUAGGUUAAAAUCAAUGACUUAUUAACAGGAUAUAACAGAAUAAGAAUUUUUUAAAACUCAGGUCCAUAUUGUGAACAAAGAAGCAAAGUGUGUCUGCUCCUGGUCUGGAACCUUGAAUCUAUAAGAGAUUUACCCCAACUUACCGUGAUUUAGGAAGAUCCCGCAGAUCGUUUGGGAAGACAGCAUAAAAAAAUGGACUGUUCCCUAAAUCAGUGCUUGGCUUUAUAAUAUUUUCUGGAAAAAAUACGUCACAGUAUAUUGUAGGAUAUGGCAUUCUUUUAAUCUGAAGUCAAGAAAGCUUACAUUAUUUAAUGGUUUAUAUUUAGAAAUUGGAAGAGCUUGAUUUCAAGAAAAUAAAUGGAAUUUCUAAAUAGCUUAAAACAAAGCCAGUCUUUUACGCUCCUUGUAAGCCUCUGUCACACAGUGCGACAUCAUCUCUGCAUCUGAUUAGCAGUGUACCUGUGCGUUUCUCGCCUACACUACAGUUUUCUCUGGCUGAGAAAUGAAAGUCCCUAAGAGGACCAUGUUUUUAUAAGAGCAGUUUAAAUCCUGACACUGGGUGUGGCACUGUGUAAUUUUAAAUAAUUAUUUCACACCUCAGUCUCUUGGUCACUCUUAGGUUCCCAAGGUGUCGGCCAGAAUUGCUAUAUCCUUGGGUUUUCAGAAUUUCUAUAAACUUUGUGAGGACAUUUCUCCAUUCUUGGUUCAUAUCUAACUUGGAGGCAUUCACUUUUGUAAACCGCGAAAGUGCCUUACAUUCUUCGUAUGUACUUCGCACACAUGUUGAGUCGGUGCCAAGUGCCAUUCCGUGUACCGUGUACUGUGUGUUUGUGUGUGUAGUGCUCUGCUGUUACUGUUUGUGUUUGUAUGCGUAGUGCCAUGCUGUAUACUAUAUAUAUUUACGUGUGUGUGUGUUUCAGCUAAUGAAAUGUGUCUUACAGUGCAGAAAGUUGGAAAAUAGAAAUGUACAUGAAAAACUGGCAACCCAGCCAUGGAAACAGAGCCAGCACUUAGGUGAGACGCUUCCUCCGUUCUCUCACAUGUGUUCUCUCAGGAUUAAUCUUCCUUUUCUUCACCAACACUGUGAUGGAUGCAUGAGAAGGAUGUGCAUGUUGAUAGGAAAACCUUUUCUUGGAUUUUUUUUUUCCCUUCACUUCAGCCCUUGGUGGUUACAUUUAUUAAGCGAUCUCAUCCGUUAAUUUGGAAGAGUACAUAUCAUGAGCUUCGUUCGGUUCAAGGGAUAGCACAUCCCCGGUAAAUAGGUUAGGCAGUUAUUCAACGCUUUGGAUGGGGGAUGGACAUGCUGAGACACUGAGAAAUUGUCUGCAGAGGAAACAGACCCCGAUGGUUCUCCAGAACAAUUGAUGCCUACAAGAAAGGCACACAUGGAGUACCUCUCUGUUCCAAGACUUCUAAGCAACACAAACAUUACAUUAAGAUUAUUCUACCUUGUGAAUAAGAUGAGAAUGUGGCGAGAAACAGAAGUUCUCUGUUUCCUAAACUGUGAGAUCUUGUGUACAUGCACUAAGCUGUGAAAGAAUAAAGGUACAAAGAUAACUGUCAAGAUUGAAGCCAUCCUAUUCCAGUCGGAUCUAUAUUGUAUGCCCGCAAAUAAUAGGGAAAAUUUUGUUGAAAUGUGUCAGUUGUUCUGGUUGUAAAAUAUUUGAUAUUUAUGUCAAUAGGAUUUUUGUUAAAUAGUGAUACAUAAGAAUCCUGUGUCUUUCUGAGAAAAGAAAAAUGUAUAUUAAAAUAUUUUAAUGAUUUUUAA